Durio zibethinus is the source of this 882-nucleotide messenger RNA. NCBI's taxonomy places the organism in Eukaryota, Viridiplantae, Streptophyta, Magnoliopsida, Malvales, Malvaceae. The record is from RefSeq and is a predicted model, not a curated record.
AUGGUCUGUAAUCAAGCUAGCAUGGAGAGGAAAGAAAUCAAGGAAUUUAAUGGAGGAAAAUCGGGUGAGGAAACAUCCAUACAAGGAUGCAAGGAUGCGGCGAAUGAGGGUAUGUUCUCACUGAAACUUAACAUGAGCAAAGCUUAUGAUAGGGUUGAAUGGAAUUCUUUAAAAGGGAUGACUGGUAAGAUAGGCUUCUAUUCACGGUGGGUGGAUAUUAUUGUGAACUGUGUUACUACUGUUUCUUAUUCUAUUGUGGUUAAUCGAUGCAUAACUGAUUCUUUCAACCUGAAAGAGGACCUUCGCCAAGGGGACUCAUUAUCUCUUUACCUUUUCCUGAUCUGUUCUGAAGGUCUUUCAGCACUUUUAGCAAAAAAUCAACGCAAAGGUUUCUUGCUAGGAAUACAAGCAAGCCAAUCUGGACCUAGAGUUACUCACCUAUUUUUCGCUGAUGACAGCUUUCCUUUUACCAGUGCAAAUAGGAGCGAAAGCGAAAGGGUGAAGCACGUGCUACAGCGAUACGAAGAUAGCUCUGGCCAAACAAUUAAUUUCGAUAAGUCCGCACUGUAUUUCAGUAGUAACACAACAGAGACUCAACAAGAAGAGAUUAAAGAAGCCUUUGGGGUUCAAAUCACUUCCAAACCAGAGAAAUAUUUAGGGUUGCCUUCCAUGGUAGGAAGAGACAGGAAACGGGCAUUCAGAGGGUUGAAAGACAGGAUAAGCUCAAGAUUAGCAAGCUGGUCGAACAAAACUCUCUCAUUGGACGGGAAAGAGUGCAACCAGCAACUAUUGGUGGAGGCAUGGAAAUGCGAGGACAGGUAUCAACUGGAUGAGUUAGAAACGGAUGUGCAAUCCAAAAACAAAGGGGGGAAUGGGAUUUAG